GUCAAAAAGAAAACAUUUUUCUCCAGAAUACAUUAGAUUCAUUUGUUUAAAAAAAAACCUAAGCCAUGUGACAAUGAGGACAGGAUGAGAAUGGACAGAAGAGAGAGGAGGAUAGAAAGAAGUGUGGAACUGCACAGAGUGGAGAAUGGAGAGGACAGAGCAGAGAACUGUGAGGAAAGACAGGACAGCAGAGAGAUCAGAGUGUAGAAGGGAGAGGAGAAGAGAUGGGGCAGAGCGGAGAACCAAGUGGACAGGGAGGACAGAAAGGAGAACCAUUUUUAAAAAUCCAGCAAAGAGUGAAGCCACAGACGCAUCGAAGCAACAGUGGUCCGUCGAGGAAACAAGCUUGCCUUAUGGUCGUCAGCAGAUAAACAACAAGCUUAAAAAGUUAAAAAAAAAAGAUUACUGGGACCAAAAGAAGGACCUCGGCCGAAGUGGCAAUGGGCGGUCAAGAAGAAAUCAGCAUUUCAAUGUUCUGGGCUCGGUCCUUGGCGACAGACUGCAGUGCCAAGUGACCAGAGCUCUAAACACAGCCACUGCAAUGCUGGAGGCGAUGGUGGACGAAAGCAUAACGCUGCCGCAAACAGGACCUGAGUUAUCUGCCAUCAAACAAGAUGAUGCUAACUUGGAGCUAACGUUGCCACUCCACUGCAGCUCGCCAACACCAUCCAGCAGCUCAGGUCAAAGCCACCAGACCAGACCAGGGAAGAGGAUGAAAGACAGCAACACAGAGCUGCUGGAAUACCUGGAGAGGGCAGACGAGAGGUUCUUGCAGCACAGCAAGGACCUGAAUGAUGCCCUGCUACAGAAGCUGGAGACUGACACCAGUGCGUUUCUUGGAUUGAUGGGGCACAUGGUGUCUGUGAUGGAGGCCCAAGCCCAGAAAUGA
This is a messenger RNA of Epinephelus fuscoguttatus (brown-marbled grouper), 889 nucleotides long. RefSeq lists its product as uncharacterized. Lineage: Eukaryota; Metazoa; Chordata; Actinopteri; Perciformes; Serranidae. Bases 146 to 889 code for a protein of 247 amino acids. The transcript has 3 exons. The record is from RefSeq and is a predicted model, not a curated record.